GCCUGCGCCGACGCGGGGCUGCUGCUGGUUGGUCGGCACGUGGAACCUCUCCUGGUCCUGUUGACCCGGGCCCCUCGGAAUCUCCAGCUUGGUCCGGUCCGGGACUGGACGCCCGCCAUGGCGGCUACUGCGGCAGAAACGCGCAUGUUUCUGGAGGUGCGGAGACAGCUGCAGAGCGCGCUGCUGAUCCUGGGAGAACCGAAAGAAGGAGGUAUGCCCAUGGAUAUUUCCAUAAUGCCAUCUUCACUCCAGAUGAAAACCCCUGAAGGCUGCACAGAAAUCCAGCUUCCAGCAGAGGUCAGGCUUGUACCUUCCUCUUGCCGUGGGCUACAGUUUGUUACUGGAGAUGGACUGCACCUGCGGCUGCAGGCGCAAGCAGAAUUAGGCACAAAACUGAUUUCAAUGUUUAAUCAAAGCUCGCAAGCCAGAGAAUGUUGCACAUUUUAUUGCCAAUCCUGUGGUGAAGUCAUAAUAAAAGACAGGAAGCUCCUCAGGGUGCUCCCACUGCCGAGUGAGAACUGGGAAGCUCUAGUUGGAGAAUGGUGUUGUCAUCCUGACCCCUUUGCUAAUAAACCACUUCAUCCGCAAGAGAAUGACUGUUUUAUUGGAGACUCUUUCUUCUUGGUGAAUUUAAGAACCAGUUUGUGGCAGCCAAGACCUGAACUAUCCCCAGUGGAGAUGUGCUGUGUUUCUUCUGACAACCAUUGUAAAUUGGAACCAAAGGCAAAUACCAAAGUAAUUUGUAAGCGUUGCAAGGUAAUGUUGGGAGAGACCGUGUCAUCAGAAACCACCAAGUUUUACAUGACAGAGAUAAUCAUUCAGUCAUCUGAGAGGAGUUUCCCCAUCAUACCAAGGUCUCGGUUUGUCCAGAGCGUGAUCACCCAGUGUCUGGUGCAGCUCUCCUCUGCUAGAAGUACUUUUAGAUUCAGGAUUCAAGGUCAGGACGACAAAGUGUAUAUCUUGCUGUGGCUUUUAAAUUCAGACAGUUUGGUGAUUGAAUCAUUGAGAAAUUCUAAAUAUAUCAAAAAAUUCCCAUUGUUGGAAGACACAUUGAAAGCAGAUUCUAGUUCUGCCUGGAGUGCUAUCAAGGUCCUCUACCAGCCAUGCAUCAAAAGCAGGAAUGAAAAACUUGUCAGCUUGUGGGAAAGUGACAUCAGCGUCCACCCGCUAACCCUGCCCUCUGCAACCUGCUUGGAGCUGCUGUUGAUAUUAUCAAGGAGUAAUGCCAAUCUGCCUUCAUCCCUUCGCCAUAUGAAUUCCUUUCAGAAGAACAUAACUUACCAUAUGGACAGAGACUGCUGCUGUUUGGAUUCCCAUGGAUACCUUUAUCCAGCAUUUUGUCAGAGGGGAAAUUGCCUUAUACAUAAUCUGAAAUAAUUGAAAUAAUUGAAAGUAUAAUGAGAGCCAAUAUUUAGAAGCUCCCUUGUGCUUCUUUCUACUCUGCAAAUAAAAUGAUCACUGAAUGCAUUCAUGUUUUAAAAUUUAAGCAGACUUGGUAAAUGAAUCUUGUUUUCUAAAUGUGCAGAGGGGCUAAUAUAAGGUGGUUGGUGUCCCUAGAACAGGUGUUAAAAGAUCUUUUUAAGCUUCUCGAUACAUUUGCAAAUUUACCAUCAUGAAGUGGCAAUUUGCAGUGUAGAGCUGAUUACAGAAAUCAGGAUAUAGUUGAAAUGCAUUUUUUAAAAAUUCAUCAUAUUAUUGCCUAUUCCUCUGCUUUUUUAGGAUACAUACAACAACAUUAAUAAUGUUCUCAGAAGUCCCUGAGAGAUUUGUUGCCUUGUUUUAUUUUUAGUGAUUGACAGGAAUUGGCUUUAAAAUGAAAGUCAUUCAUAUGUGAUUCCCAGGAUCCAUUUUAGCAUCUGACCAAAUUUUGCAUUCUUAUUCAUCAUUUUAAAAAGCAAGACUUUAUUUUUAUAGCAGUUUUAGGUUCACACAAAAAUUAGGAGGAAGGUUCAGAGAGUCUCAUAUACCCCUUACCUCUACAUAUGGAUAACCUCCUUCAUUACAACAUCCCCCACUAGAUGGGUACAUUUGUUACAGUUGAUGAACCUACAUUGAUACAUUCUUACCACCUAAAGUCCAUAGUUUACAUUAGGGUUCACUCUUGGCAUUGUACAUUUUAAGACUUUGAAAAAAUAUAUAAUGACAUGUAUGUACCAAUAUAGUAUUAUACAGAGUAAUUUCACUGUCCCUAAGAAUACUCUGUGCUCUACCUGUUCAUCCUUUCCUCCCCCCACAACUACUGGCACCCACUGAUCUUAAUACUGUCCCUAUAGUUUUGCUUUUUUCCAGAAUGGCAUUUGUCUUUGUUCACAGAUGCCAUGAUUAUCUUAUUUAAAAAAUCCUGAAGAAUUAAAAAAAAAAGAAACCUCUCAAAACUAAUAAGUGAUUAUAAUAAGAUUGUAGGAUACAAAGUUAAUAUACAAAAGCCAAUUAUUGCCUUCCUACAUACCAGCAAUGGAUAAGUGAAAUUUGAAAUUAAAAACAGUACCUUUUACAUUAGCCCCCCAAAAUUGAAAUAUGUAGAUAUAAAUCUAGCAAAAUAUGUAUAAGAUCUCUUUGAAGAAUACUGUAAAACUCUGAUGAAAGAAAUCAAAGAACUAAAAAAAUGGAGAGAUAUUCCAUGUUCAUGGAAAGGAAGACUACAUGUGGUCAGGAUGUCAUUUCUUUCUAACUCUAGAUUCUCAAUCCAUAGAUUCCAUGCAAUCCCAAUGAAAAUCUGAGCAAGUAAUUUUGUAUACGUUGACAAACUGAUGCUAAAGUUUAUAUGGAGAGGCAAAAUACCCCAACUAGCCAACAUAAUAUUGAAGGAGGAACAAAACUAGAGGACUGACACUACCCUACUUUAAGACUUAAUAUAAAGCUACAGUAAUCACCACCAGUGUGGUAUUAGUGGAACACACACACACACACACACACACACACACACACACA
Messenger RNA from Cercocebus atys (sooty mangabey), 2931 nucleotides. RefSeq names its product ubiquitin protein ligase E3D (gene UBE3D). Bases 118 to 1377 code for a protein of 419 amino acids. Gene Ontology annotation, cellular component: cytosol; ubiquitin ligase complex; nucleus. Gene Ontology annotation, biological process: protein polyubiquitination; proteasome-mediated ubiquitin-dependent protein catabolic process; protein autoubiquitination. NCBI's taxonomy places the organism in Eukaryota, Metazoa, Chordata, Mammalia, Primates, Cercopithecidae. Gene Ontology annotation, molecular function: ubiquitin conjugating enzyme binding; cyclin binding; ubiquitin protein ligase activity. The record is from RefSeq and is a predicted model, not a curated record. The transcript is spliced from 10 exons.